GAAGCUGCCACCCCAUGGACAUGCCCUCAACCGACAUGGGCAUGCUGGGAAAAAUUUCAUCGUUAUUACAGUGAGAAGAAACUGUUCUCCCCCAAGGGCAAUAUCAAUCGUGGAUCUGUCCGCGCAAAGCUCCGCCAAGAGGCUACUGCGAAAAUGACAACCUCCAACUUACCCGAGGCAUCGACUGCCCAGCUCAUUUGA
This is a messenger RNA of Phytophthora sojae, 201 nucleotides long. RefSeq lists its product as hypothetical. The annotation marks the transcript as partial. The transcript has a single exon. The record is from RefSeq and is a predicted model, not a curated record. Lineage: Eukaryota; Oomycota; Peronosporomycetes; Peronosporales; Peronosporaceae.